Messenger RNA from Beta vulgaris subsp. vulgaris (sugar beet), 1808 nucleotides. RefSeq lists its product as hypothetical. The record is from RefSeq and is a predicted model, not a curated record. Bases 437 to 1369 code for a protein of 310 amino acids. Lineage: Eukaryota; Viridiplantae; Streptophyta; Magnoliopsida; Caryophyllales; Amaranthaceae. The transcript has 3 exons.
CUUCAUCCUUUGGGUAUGUACCUACUUUUUUUUUUAUUCUCUCUCCAAAUAUUAUUUUUUCAUAAACACAUUACACACCCUUUGGAUCAAAAUAAACCUUUUAAAUUCAUUCAAAAAAUUUAAUAAAUACACAUAGAAACAAAACGAAUAAUAAUUCAUUAAUUCAUAUUAAUUCAUAUUGAUUCAUAUUGAUUCAUAUUCAAAUUCAUACAUAUAAUAAUUUCAGUUAUACAUUUUUUGUUGAUUUUUCUUUGGUCAAAUUCGGCGGAAGAACUUUGAAUAUAUGAUAUAAUUGAAGGAAAUAAUUCAUAAUUUUUGCGAAUUGAAUUGAAUGUUAACGGAGAAGAAGAAGAGGUGAAAUUAGGAUUUCAGGCUGGGGAAUUUGAGGUUUGAUCGAAGAACGAAGGUUUUUCCGGCGUCGACAGAGGUCGGAAAUAUGGAAGUUAGGGUUUGUAGUCCUGUAGGAGAUAUAUGGAGGAGGACGGUAGGAGGUGGUGUCGGUGGAGCAGAGAGAAAGUUUAGCCAUGAAAGCGAGCAUGACUUGGCGGUAAUGGUGAGCGAUUUUCUGGAGAAUAAUGGAAGUUAUGGUGCAGAUUCUUGGUGUAGUAGUGAUGGUGAGUCUGGUUUCUCCGAACUUCAUCAUCUUGCGGACAAGAUUUCGUUCUUCAAGCGCUCGGUGGAUCAGUAUGAGAGUGACCUGCAGUCUGUGGUCCAAUCUCUUUUACUCUCUAUGGGUGGAACGGACCUUCAGCUUGUUAAAUCUGGUCUAUGCAAUGGAAGCUGUAUUCGUGAUUCUUUAGUGAAGCUUCUCCGAUCGUCAGGCUAUGAUGCAGCAGUAUGUGCUUCAAAAUGGCAAGGCAUUAACAAGGUGCCUGGAGGUGACCAUGAAUACAUAGACGUGCUGAAUUACUUGAAUGACGGAAGUACUGAACGUGUGAUAAUCGACAUUGAUUUCCGAAGCCACUUUGAGAUAGCCCGAGCUGUUGAAUCCUAUGACAAAAUUUUGAAAUCUCUUCCGGUUGCUUUUGUUGGCUCCUUGAUAAAGCUGGAACAGUUCCUCCAAGUUAUGGCUGAAGCUGCUAGGGUUUCUCUAAAACAGAAUUCCAUGCCGCUUCCUCCAUGGAGAUCCCUUGCUUAUUUACAAGCUAAAUGGCUUUCACCUUAUCAGAGACGGAUAAUUCCGGAAGAACAGAAUAUCAAUAGCUCUUCUGUUACUGGCCAUAAACAGUGCAAUGAUCAUCUAAGGCAGUUGCAAUCCUCUCUUCAGUCGGAAAUCGGAACAGAGCGAUUGUUAAAGCCUAUUAAGAUUGAUACUACCAGAAGGCUGAAACUUGAAAGGAGGAGAACUUCUUCAUUCAGGACACAUUGAGCUGUACAGAAGUUUUUACUGCGGGAAUUGUGACUUACAUUGAGAGAUUUUUUUUUUUGCUCUUCUUUUUUUCUAAAAUUUUUAAACCAAAAAAUUAUUUUCUUCAAGAAUAGGGAAUAAAAUCGACAAUGGGAUCAUUUCGUCGCUAUAGAAGUAUUGAUUCGUACAACAUGGCGGCUUCAUUCCACGUUCAGAGCUCUGUAUGUCCUAUCUUAAGCUGCAAUUGCUUCAAAUUGUGUUCUUGAAUCUCAUUGCUGGAAGUCCCUUGGUUCUGAAGCAUCCUUAAUUUUUUCCUUUCUUUCUGGAUCUUGUUUUUCUUCUUUUUGCCUAAUGUUUUUGGCAUCGUUUAUAAUAUGUAAUCCUGGGCCGUCAUUUUAAGGUUGCCAGGAAAUUUUGUCCAAUUUUCUUUGAGUUAUUUAUACUACAAUUGUUAAUGUAA